UUUUGCAAACAAUCUACAGUUUUCUUCCAUCUGUAAGCUCAAAAACAUCCAUUCCGUCAUCAUGGCUGUCCAGCUCAAAAUCGCUCUGAUCCAGUUGGACAGUUUCCCAACGAAACAGGCAGCAAUCACAAAUGCCAUCAACCAGAUCCGUAUCGCCGCCAAGGACAAGGGUGCCAAACUCGUUAUAUUGCCAGAAUGCUGGAACUCCACCUACUGUACCAAGGAGUUCCCCCGGUCGGCCGAACAAAUUCCCAAUGGAGAAACAUCAAAAGCACUGUCGAAGAUUUCUGGCGAGCUGGGGAUCACUCUGAUCGGUGGAACAUAUCCAGAAGUUGAAAGCGGAAAGCUGUUUAACACCUGUCCCGUGUGGGGUCCCAAAGGGGAAUUCAUCGGAAAGUAUCGCAAAAUGCAUCUCUUCGAUAUGGACAUCCCCGGAACGUGUACCUUCAAGGAGUCCAGCGUUCUCACACCGGGAAAUGAGUUCCUGACAUUCAACGUUGGUGAAGUGAAAAUAGGCGUUGGAAUCUGCUAUGACCAACGGUUUCCGGAGUUGGCAACCGUCUAUCGAAAUCGUGGCUGCGAUCUGAUGAUCUACCCUUCGGCCUUCGACACCUACACAGGACCGAUGCAUUUCGAACUGAUCGCUCAGGCUCGUGCUUUGGAUAAUGGAAUGUUUGUGGCACUUUGCGCUCCGGCGAGGGAUACAACCAAGGAUUAUGUAGCCUACGGGUACUCAACGGUUUGCGAUCCCUGGGGUCGGGUUUUGAGUCGUGCCAAGGAAGGACCCGAGAUGCUGAUAGUGAAUCUGGAUAUGGGUUUGCGUGAUUCCAUUAGACGGCAGAUUCCGACUCAGAAACAGAAGAGGGCCGAUGUGUACGAAGUGGUGUGCAAGAAAUAAAACGUGUGUAGUAUGUUGUGAAAAUUUGUAUGAACAUGCAUCGCUACACAAUUUUAUUGAAAUGAGACUUGAGAUUAGAAGGGGCUGACACAUCAAUUCAAAAAAGGUUGUCAUAUGUGUUUAAAAGACGUGAAAUUGUAUACAAAAUAGGAAUAAUAAUAAUGAAUAAACAUCAUGGCUACUUUUGCAUCAUUAUGAAAACU
Armigeres subalbatus is the source of this 1101-nucleotide messenger RNA. Its product is annotated as omega-amidase NIT2-like. The record is from RefSeq and is a predicted model, not a curated record. The transcript has a single exon. NCBI's taxonomy places the organism in Eukaryota, Metazoa, Arthropoda, Insecta, Diptera, Culicidae. Gene Ontology annotation, molecular function: omega-amidase activity. Gene Ontology annotation, cellular component: mitochondrion. The coding region runs from base 62 to 898 and encodes 278 amino acids. Gene Ontology annotation, biological process: L-glutamine metabolic process; oxaloacetate metabolic process.